AUGGCAUACAUCCAACAGCUCGCAAAGUUGCGGCCAUUAGGCAAGCUCGAGCAAGUCUCAGCAUCCUGCCAUCACAUGGGUCUCUUCAACAAUGUCGGGCUCUCAGCUCACUACAGACUGACGGGGUCCGAUUCCAAGCUUCGCUCUAUCUCCAACCUGCGUGAUCUCAUAUUCGCCGCGACAGGAGAUGUGAUUCGCAAGCAUCGCAUCCUAUCUGCCAUUCCUGUGAAUGAAGGCGCUCCGGACACUUAUUUUGCCUCUCUUCCUUCUGUGGACCUCAAUCGAAGUAUUACCUUCCUCAAAAGAUCCCAGCCUUUAGCGACAGCUGGCAAUGGAGACGACAAAGAACUUGACUCAAUCCUCGAGGACCAGCACAACACGAACUUCAAGUCCGAAUACGGUACUUUGCCGUUUUGGCGCCUGAUUAUUCUACAAAAUCCUGGAUUGGGGACGGAGUUUACGGCUUCCUUCAUCUACCACCAUGCCAUUGGUGAUGGUGUCUCUGGUCUAGCUUUCCACAAUGCGUUCCGUAAUGCUCUAGAGGCGGCUUCCGCCUCUCCAUUGGCUGAUUUCAAGGCAGAGGAAACUGUUGUGCCGAGUGAGGACACUUCGCUUCUCCCACCCCUUGGACAAUUGCAUCCUCUCCCCAUCAACCCAAGUCCACCCUCUCCUCCCGCAACGAACCUCCAGGAGUGGACGGGUAACUCCAUAGAUGCGCCUUGUACUUCCCGCUGGGCAUCUAUUUGUCUGUCCCCGAGCGUCUCGAAGGCGUUCUUUCAAGAAUGUAAAGAGAAGAACCUAUCAGUAACCUCUGCACUCUCGUCUAUCGUUGCCACAGUCUUGUUUGGAAUCCUUCCACCGACCGUGGAGGCCCUCACCUGCAUUAUCCCGGUCAGCUUACGACCAUGGCUCAAGCUACCGCGUGGAGUUGUAAAUGACGCGAUUGGAACGUACUUCGAUGCGACUAGGGUACAGUUCACGCGGCCCGAGCAGAACUUCCCGAAUCCUGGUUCGACAGAUAUCUGGUCUGGGGCCGAGAAAGCUUCGAAAUCGAUAAAUGACUACCUCUCUAAUGUCUCGCCCUCUGGAGAGCCUUACACAUCGGUUGCAGUCUUCGAAACCAUCCCAGAUAUCUCUGCAGCCUUAGUUUCCAUGUUCGGAAAGCCUCGCGACGCAGCUUUUGAAGUGACGAAUGUUGGAGUCUUCUCAUCUCCCACUAUUCGUAAGGCCAACGAGGAUACUCCUCUCUGGGAGGUAGAAAAAGUGCUCAUUAGCCGGAGCUCUAUUGCCACCGGAGCCGCAGUUACUGUCAGUGUAGCCACUGGUGGUAAUGGAGCCAUGGCGAUAGGUUUCAGCUGGCAAGACGGUGUCCUGACGGAAGAUGUUAUGGAACACGUCAUUCAAGGCGUCAAGAAAUACUUUGAGAAGUAUUAAAAGGCCGUAACUGGGGUUGCAUAUAGGCUGUAGCCCAAACUUCCCAGACAUAGCAUGGAUCUUGCAACAUUACAGAGACAAUAGACUAGGAACCCAUUGCUCUUAGCAUGGUUAUAUGGACAACUUUGGGAUGUAGAGCAACCACUCAUAGUGCAAACCCGGGUAUGAAGCAACAUCAUAUAUAGAGAUCUAUAUCUAUGCUUAGUUGAUGUAGAAGUACAGAACGUACCAGACCUAGUAUGAGCAUAAUAUCUAAGAAUAUCCAUUUUAGGCUCCAGCUUGGUGGCAGACCUUUUGCCGAGUACUAUAUAUUGGAAGCAGUCGACUGAUUCUGUGGGCUACACAACUUCAAAUACACCAGUCAUUCUAAAUAUUAGCUCUUAUUCUCGU
Aspergillus ochraceoroseus IBT 24754 is the source of this 1824-nucleotide messenger RNA. RefSeq names its product putative alcochol-O-acetyl transferase crmB. The record is from RefSeq and is a predicted model, not a curated record. Bases 1 to 1434 code for a protein of 477 amino acids. Gene Ontology annotation, molecular function: N-acetyltransferase activity. NCBI's taxonomy places the organism in Eukaryota, Fungi, Ascomycota, Eurotiomycetes, Eurotiales, Aspergillaceae. The transcript is spliced from 2 exons.